AUAUAUACGCAUGCGCUGUAUUACAACGAGUACGUGUUAUAUAGAUAUUUAAACGACGCAAAUAUUAAAGUAUAUCACUUCAACCGCUGGAUUUUCCAAAUAAGAAAACUUCUUUCUUACAUAUUUAAGGAAGGUUUUUACAAAGGAAUCUAGAGAGACUUUAGAAGAAUGGCGCUCCCUAACGGUCCGAUGGAGAUUGUAUUUUCCUUUGACACAACCGGAAGUAUGUUCAGAUGCAUAGAGGAAGUUCGUGGCAAAGUCUCUGACAUGAUACAGCGUUUGCAAGCAGAUAUACCGGGUAUUAAAAUAGCUAUAUUUGCACAUGGCGACUAUUGUGACAAGGAAACCGCUUACGUCACAAAAUUCAUGGACUUUACUGAUGACGUCGCUAAGGCCGUUGAUUUUGUAAAAAAUGCAAAAUAUACUUUUGGUGGUGGAGACGGAGGAGAGUGCUAUGAAUUAGUUUUGCACGAGGUCCGGACUAAACUGUCCUGGACACCAGGUUCUCAGAGGGCACUUGUUUUAUUUGGUGAUGACCGUCCACACGAACCAAAUUUCCCCCAAAAUAAGUUAAAAAUUGACUGGAGUAAGGAAGCUGACUGUCUGGCAUCGAUUGGCGUUCGAAUAUACUCUGUUCAAUGCGAUGACUAUCACAAAGCAGAUUACUUUUACGAAGGCAUUGCUCAAAAAACUGAUGGUCAGCAUCUCAGAUUGAAAGAUUUAAAAAAUCUUUUUGACGUUCUGAUGACAGUUUGCUAUAGGGAAAGGGGUGAUGAUCUUUUUCAUAACUAUGAAAAAGAAGUUCGUUCGAGAGAUGGCAAGGUUCACAAGGAUUUAGAUACAUUAUUUGGUGUCUUACGAAAACAAUCAUCAAAUGCAUCCACGUCUGUUGGUAUGUCGACUCAGGUGGUAUCAAAAUCGAAACGCAAUACAACAUCAAAAGUCAUUAAGAAGACUAAAACACCUGCAACUUCUUUGAAGCAGAAGAUAUUAACUUUAAAGAAACAAAGAAGAGUUAAAUCACCAAUUUUAAAGCCAGGCAUAUCUGGAGUCUCAAAACGCGGUAUGUCAGCUAAAAUGAAAUUAUUAAUGAAGAAACAAAUGAGAAAAAUAUCGACUGUUACAAAAUUCAAAAGGUACGAGGAGAAAUACUUACCGAAAUUACGUCGGGAAAAUGUUCCUUGGAGUAACUUUGUCUUACGAGAAAUGCAGUGGUCUCCUUGGAAAAUUGCUAUUGCACCAGAUAAACAGAAACAUCUGAAAAUUACGUGUGCCCGGAAAGGAAACGGGUGUGGCUACAGAGCUGAGAAAAUUUUCAUGGGCAAAACCCAAGUACCAGCUUUGUAUGAAGUUUCUGUGCAGACGAAAUAUCGCGCAAAAAGACACAUCAUGUAUCAUAAACUGUUAUGCAAAGGGUUUCGUUCAUUGGAGUCAAACUGGGAAAAUCGUUUAUUUGGUAAUUCGGACAUUACUACACAAAUUGACAGAGUUGUAAAGAAAGGUUGUUGUGUUUAUGUCCGAAGGGUGUUAUUAACGAAGCCAAAGAUGUUGAAUGAGGCUAACAAGUGUCUCAUUCGAUAUGACUAUGCUUGGAAUAAGGUAAAAUCAGAACGGACCGGUCAUCGACAAGUUACAAAGAACUCGAUUGACAUUUCAAAAGAAAUGGAUAUUUCAUAAUUUAUGGCUACUUGUCGAGAAAUAAACACCAUUACGCUAUAUGGAUUCUGCAGAAUUAAUUGCAAUAAUUAGUAACAAAUAAAGUGCUUGUUCAACGAUCACUCAUGCAUUUUCGUAGUACUUGAGGCCGCUACAAUUUAUUAAUGGACUGUAAAUAGAAUACAAAUUGGUAUAUUGGUGGACUUUAUAGAUACUGUCUAUUUAAUUUCUAAUGAAAAUCAUUAUGUUCAUUCACAUUUGUUAAUUGUACUUUGGAAUUUUGCAAAUAUUUUGUUAAAUGUCAUAUUCUUUGCAGUUUCAUUUUAUUAGAAUAGAUAAAAUGUCCAUCUUAAAAUAAAAUACGAUACUUAUA
Ruditapes philippinarum (Manila clam) is the source of this 2029-nucleotide messenger RNA. RefSeq lists its product as uncharacterized. The record is from RefSeq and is a predicted model, not a curated record. NCBI's taxonomy places the organism in Eukaryota, Metazoa, Mollusca, Bivalvia, Venerida, Veneridae. The coding region runs from base 169 to 1677 and encodes 502 amino acids. The transcript is spliced from 2 exons.